AUGUAUUCGCAAUCUGCAUUUGCGGGAACCAAAUCAGUAGUUCUUCGCCUGAUGCCAUCGUCGGUCGCGCUUCUUCUACUCGCUGGGACGAUCAGCGGAGAAGAACUCUCCAGCUGCCUCCAGGCGAUCGCCCAACAGUACCUCAGGAGCCGAUGCCUUUCCUUUCAUUUUCCGUUCAACUUCACCGAUCCAAGUCUCAACUACGUACCCUCCUUGGUUCAGUCGCCCCUCCUCAAGAACAUGCAUGAAGACUGGGCGGUUAAUCUUCCAGCGAUCAGCAGCGAAAGCAUAAAAUACCCUUUCAUACCGCCGGGUCCCUCCUGCUAUCUCAAUUGUGCACAAAUAAUAAUUUUGGAGGACGAUGUGCCAUAUGUUGAACAAAUCGAUCAAAUAGUAUACACUUUCUACACCCAAACUUAUCAAGAUGGCGGAGGUAAUAAAAGCAGAAUAGUCGUUACAGUCUCAGCUGAGAGUAACCAAGUCGAAGUCUACCUACUGCUAAAGCACAUGUUCAUAAAGGGUGAUAUAGACGUCAUAUUUGUCGGUAAGAUGGACGGGUUCAUCAAUGUCUUAACAUUAUUCCCGUACGGAAAGGACAAGGAGAGCUGUCCUGAAGACAACACUGAAGUGGAAACACUAGACCGAUGGGUAGACGGUCGUUUCGAAAAACAUACUGAUCUAUUCCCAGAUAAAGUUCCGAGAAAAUUCAACGAUUGUACAAUUAACAUAGGUACAAUGGACGACCCUCCGUAUUUCAUAACUGAUGGACAAGGAAAUGGUGUUGGAGGAAUAGAAUACCAAAUCGCGGAGGUGAUCGGGCGCCACCUGGGACUCAGGAACCGCUACAUGUUCUUCUCCAAGAACGACUCUGUGCUCUGGAGCGAAACGGAAAGACCGCACGGGAUGAGGACGGAACUGCGGAAGGGGCAGGUCUGGAUGAUCAUUUCCGGUCACAGCAACUUCAUCUUCUCCUUCUCCUGCCUGACCGUACCUCACGCGUACCUCAUGAACCGCAUCAGUUGGUUCUUCAGCAAUCCGAACCAGGUACCCAAUUGGAAGUUGAUCAGCUUAGCCUUUGACAGGAAUUCGUGGAUCUUGGUGCUAGUCGCAGCAUUGGCGUUCUCUUUAAUUUUAUUUGCACGAGCAAGAUUCCUAAGAAAGCAGCACCCAUUUCAAAGGCUCUCAACUUCAAUGAUGGUCAUUUUGGGCCUGAUGUUGGCAAACCCUUCAAACAUAAAUCUUAAAGGAAUUUUGUUCAGAAUCGCAUUCGCUACGUGGUUCUUCUACACCAUCCACAUCAAUCUUGCGUACUCCGCCGGUUUAACCAGUCUCCUAAUCACGGGUAAACUUGAACCGAGAGUUACCUCCUUCGAGGGAAUCCUGCAACGUAACAUCAAAACGGCCAUGACAAUGAACGUUGUCUUACAAAUAUCGGGAGUCGAAGAACCUCUGAUAAAACAGGUCCUUUCCAAUCGCAUCCUGGUUGAAGAUGUGAGUGAGGUUUUCUCCCAAUCAGGAACUUUGGCCAUUUUGGAGCGCGAACCCAAUUUCCUCUACAAGAUUAAAAAAUACAACUUAUCCUUCUACAGGUCUGAAUUGAACUUAGGUUUCGUCUAUUUGGGGUUGAAAAUGAGAAAAAAUAAUUUCCUCGUCGACAGGAUCGCUGAGCUCUCUUCCAGAGUCCUCGAGAACGGUUCCGUCAACAAGUUCGUUCAGGAUUAUUGGUCUGUUCCGAACAAUUUUCGGAGAUCUAGGCUGCCGAUAGGAUAUUCACCUGCACGAUUGCGUGAUGAAUUCAUUAAAGAUGUAAUCUUACACGACCAACAACCAGCCGGGAUCUCGGUAGUCACCGCCCGACCGAUGUCAGCGCCGGUCGCUCUCCUCCUCGCGGCGACGAUCCGCGGGGACGAACUCUCCACCUGCCUCCAGGCGAUCGCCAAACAGUACCUCAGCAGCCGAUGCCUUUCCUUCAACUUCCCGCUGAACUUCACCGAGCCUAGUCUCAUCGACGUGCCCUCGCUAGUUAGAUCGCCACUCCUCAAGAGCUUCCAUGAAGACUGGGCAGUCAAUCUUCCAUCCAUGAGCAAGGCCACUCUGAUGUACCCAAUCUUUCCGCCGGGACCCACUUGCUACCUGAAUUGUGCACACAUAAUAAUUUUGGAGGACGACAAGCCAUAUAUUGAACAAAUCGAUCAAAUAAUUUACAACGAGUACAGUCAAUAUUAUGAGGAUGGGGGAGGUGAUAAAACAAGAAUGGUCGUUACAGUCUCUGCUGAGACCAACCAAGUCGACGUCUACCGACUCCUAAAGCACAUGUUCAUAAAGGGAGAUAUAGACGUCAUAUUUGUCGGUAAGAUGGACGGGUUCAUCAAUGUGUUCACAUUAUUUCAAUAUGGCAAGGACAAGAAGAGCUGUCCUGAAGAUAAUACUGAAGUGGAAACACUGGACCGAUGGGUGGAAGGCCGCUUCGAAAGAAGUAUGGAUCUAUUCCCAGACAAAGUUCCAAGAGCAUUCAACAACUGUACUAUUAAUGUAGGUACAAUGCACGACCCACCCCACUUCAUAAUGAACGACAAAGGUAUAAGUGGGAUAGAGUAUCAAAUCGUGGAGAUGAUCGGGCGCCACCUGGGACUCAGGAACCGCUACAAAUUCUUCGAAAGGAACGACUCCGUGAUGCUGACGGACAAGGAAGGCCCGCACGGGAUCAGGACGGAGCUGCGGAAGGGACGGAUCUGGAUAAUGGUCUCCGGCCACAGCAACUACAUCUACACCUUCUUCUGCUACACCGUCCCCCACAGCUACAUCACCAACCAGAUCAGUUGGUUCUUCAGCAAUCCGAACGAGAUACCCAACUGGAAGCUCAUAUUCUUAGCAUUUGACCUGCGGUCGUGGGUCUUAGUACUCGUCACAACGUUGGUGUUCCCCUUGAUCUUAACUGCUCUGGCUAGACUACAAAAGAAGAGGCAUCGUUUUCGAAGACUGUCCACUUCAAUGUUAGCCUCGUUAGGCCUCCUUUUGGCAAACCCCUCCAACAUAAAUCUUAAAGGACCUGUGUUCAGGAUCGCGUUCGCUACGUUCUUCUUCUACACCAUCCACAUAAACCUUGCGUACUCCGCCGGUUUAACGAGUCUCCUAAUCACGGGUAAACUGGAACCGAGAAUUACCUCAUUCGAGCAGAUACUGCAACGUAACAUCAAAACGGUCACGACAAUGAACGUAGUCUUACAAACAUUAGAUGUUGAAGAACCUCUUAUAAAGAAGGUCCUGUCCGAUCCUAUACUGGUUCAAGUUGUGAGUGAUGUUUUUUUUAAUCACAAGAUUGGAAGUUACAGCCUUUUGGAACGCGAACCAACAAUCCUUUACUUAAUAAAAAAAUACAACAUAUCCUUCUACAAGUCAAACCUAAACCUGGGUUUCGUUUACUUAGGUUUGAAAAUGAGGCGAAAUCAUUUUCUCAUCGGCAGGAUUGCUGAAAUGUCUUCCAGAGUCCUUGAGAACGGUUUCGUCAAGAAGUUCGUGCAAGAUUACUGGUCUGUUUUUAAGAGUUCGCGGAGGUCUGAAUCCAAGUCUUUUACUCUGAGAGAUCUUACAGGACCAUUCCUGAAGAGUACCUUGGCACCAUUAGGCCGGGCAGGCCUAGAAGUCUUAGAGAGAGGACCCUACAUUCCUUUUUCCGAGGGUGCCCUGGUGCAGGUUCUGGGUGGUGCAUUUUCAAAGGAGCAGGAAACACGAGGGUUUUCGAAAAAGGUUCUCUACCUUAGUUUGGUACCAGAUCUUCCAAAGGGGCCGAUGGUACUAAAAAGGAACAAGUUAUGGGCGACAGAAGGGCAUGAAGAACUUGAGGACUUAGGGAAGGAAACUCCUAUUGAACCUCCGAGUUCAGUGUACAUAGCCCAGACAGACCUAAGCAGGGAAAAAUAUCCCACUGUACAGGAAUUGAAACAGGGGAUAAAGAAAAGUUUCACGCCUGCUAAAGAAGGAAUCAAAAUUAGAGGACUGGUAGAAACAACAAGGGGUGUAAUAAUUAGGACUCAAACAAAAGAAGAAGCUACGAGGCUCGCUCAGUCGGAGAGAAUAAAAGAACUCGGCGCUAAAGUAAACUUGGAGAAUAAACGGCUUCCAAGAAUAAUUAUAUACGAUGUCCCAAGUGACCUGGAGCAAGAAAAGAUUGUCGAACUGUUCUGGACCAUAAAUGCAAAAAAAUUAGAUCCUAAUAAGCAGCACUUCAGCCUUGUUUUCAAGACAGGUCCAAGAGGAAGAGAUACAGUUCAUUGGGUGGCGGAAGUGUCCCCGGCGGUGAGAAAUGAAAUAUUGGCAGAGGGAAGAGUUUUCCUGGAUUGGUCAUCCUGCAAUGUGAGAGACUGGGUGGCAGUGACACGAUGCAAUAAAUGCCAGGGUUUUUCACAUAUAGAAAAAUUCUGCCCCGCAACUGUCGUAAACUGCGGCUACUGUAGCGAAAGAGGACAUGUUUCAGGAGACUGCCCAAAACAAAAGACCGGCGGACCGCCGAAAUGCAUAAACUGCAACCAUGCUCGGAUUCUCCCUCGAGAGGUGAGAUCGGGUUUCCCACGAGGUUACCAACUGACGGCGGAAACAUCUGGGAUUUCGGAGCAGGCCUUCUUGCAAGCGGAUUCUGUCGGAAUGAAGCAUCGCUGA
Messenger RNA from Nezara viridula (southern green stink bug), 4656 nucleotides. The record is from the annotation of a GenBank genome assembly. NCBI's taxonomy places the organism in Eukaryota, Metazoa, Arthropoda, Insecta, Hemiptera, Pentatomidae.